CUUCAUGCCACAUCUACGGUAACUCCACAAAAUACGAGUCGAUCAUGGCGGAACCUGAAGUUGCAACAAAGGCUCCUGAGAGCGAUGCUACAGCGGCAAGUACAGUUGCUGGAGAUACACCAGUCCAAACCGGUGCAGGCCUUGGCGAGCAUUGUGUGACUGAUAGACCGACCCCUCUUGGAAGUGGGCCUUCUGGAGAGUUGACGCAACUGGGAGGCAUCGAUUGCUAUGUCUCGAAGCCCAAAGACUAUCCUCACUCGCCAUCGAAGCUCCUCCUAUUUCUUAGUAGCGCCACUGGCCUUCACUCGGUGAACAACCAAAUUCAAGCCGACAAAUAUGCUAAGGAGGGGUUUCUAGUUGUCUUGCCAGACAUGUUCUCGAAUGAUCCUCUCCCUGGCUCCGUGACAUAUAAAGAAGAGAAAGAUUUAUCUAUCAUUGAACAAAUUAAGAUGCGCGCGGCUGAUUUUACAAAAUCCUUCUUAAUCGAUAUGUGGUUAGCACGACAGACACCAGAGAAGGUCCUUCCCAUCAUUCAUAAGGUUAUCGAAGCUGUGAAAGAUGACUUUGCGGAUGCCGUUGCAAAUGGUGGGGGGAUAUACUCUGUGGGCUACUGUUUUGGGGGAAGAAUGACUCUGCUUCUUGCCGGGGAGAAGUCUGACACCGUUGGGCGGCGUCAGCCAGUAAAGGAUGAAGAAGCUGGUACGGUUAAGAAAGGACCCUAUAUUAAGACGGGUGCAAUUGCCCACGCAACUUUAGUUGCAAAGGAGGACUUUGAAGGAACUAAAUCGCCACUGGCUUUUGUCUGCGUGGAGAACGACCAGCUUUUCGAUGAUGAGGUCAAGGAAUAUGGCGAGAACUACCUGAAGGAGAACAACAUCGAGAAUGAAUUCAAGACGUACUCAGGAGUUCCACAUGGGUUUGGUGUGGUUGGAGAGUAUGAAGAUGAGAAUAUUAAGCAGGCUCAAGUACAAGCGUUUGAUCAGAUGUUGGCGUGGCUGAAAUCGCAUUGAAUAAUGAUUCCCCUUAGGCGUUAAGCAUCACCUU
Molecule: messenger RNA, 1044 nt
Organism: Amorphotheca resinae ATCC 22711
Lineage: Eukaryota; Fungi; Ascomycota; Leotiomycetes; Helotiales; Amorphothecaceae
Exons: 3
Coding region: 45-1010 (321 amino acids)
Molecular function (GO): hydrolase activity
Source: RefSeq, a predicted model, not a curated record